AUGUACUCAUCCGUCCAAGCUCUGUUGGAAGCCAGCCCAUCACUCCCUAGCGACUCGUCCCUCCUCGACACUCUGUAUUCUAAUGCUGCUCUAGCAUCUUCACAGCAAAAGGAUCUCAUCAGCACACUUCUGACUCAAAGAGAGGAACAUCUGCGCCGCUUAGCAGUCGAAAAGGCGUGUCUUGAUGAGGCACUAGACCUGAUCCGCGGGGAGAGAGAAAGGAUGGAGGCGCAAUGCAACGCUCUGCGGAAAGCCACCGCAUCGCCAAUCCGCACUCUGCCUGUCGACGCCCUACGUGACAUCUUCUCCCUCUCCAUAGAACCGACACCCCACUCAGAUCCACCUUUCGAGUAUUCCGUUCCGCCACACAUGCAAUCUCUCUUGCGCCUCACACAUAUCUGUCGCUGGUGGCGCCAGAUAUUACACGAUACGCCAACUCUCUGGCAGCAGCUGAUUCUGACGUUGCGCGGUAUCGCGAACCCUCAAGCCCAAUCUUGCAUAGAGCAAUGGCCUGUGCAUGCGUCCAAUCUGCCCCUGUCAUACACCAUAUGGGCAGAUCCUAGCUAUAGUCAGCGCCACGCUUGGGAGGCCUUGAACGAGGAUGCGAGGGAGACGCUCUGCUUGCGCGCGGUAUCCGGAAUGAUGAGAAGCGGCCUCCAAUUUCCAUCCCGUCGUGUCAAAGACCUGCGUCUUGCGCUGCAUGCGCGCCAUGUGGUGCCUGCGCUCUCCUCCCUCGGUCCGCUCGCAUUCUCUAGUCUCGAAUCAUUGCAGCUGCAUUUUCUUCCAGAGCGGACGGACGAUGGGGAAGUGCGACCCACCGUCUCCAAUAUAUACACUUUCGAGGAUGCCAUCAAUUUGUCCAGCCUUCAUCUGACGGCGGUCGUUGACAACACGUUUGGGCAGCACCUUCGUCUACGGUGGUCUGCCUUGACCGACUUGACGCUCAGGCUAGGCGGACCCUCAGACGCAUUCAUCGCAAUUCUGAAGCUCUGUCCCGGUCUUAGAACCCUCCACAUCGAUGAAGGGGGGCUGAAGGCGCCGUUAAACAUGUUUUUGUACCAGCUUUGGGAUGCACUCGCGACACCUCUAUUGAUGGACCACCUUCGCGUGCUUCGUUUCGAGAGAAGGAGCACCUGCCUGACCAGCCUUAAUACACCCAACCUCUCUACCGCGGAAUUCCAAGGCUUGUAUUGGCAAUCCGCACGGCCCUUGUUCUCGGCGUUCCUACAGCGCGCACCCAACAUCACCUUUUUGACCUUCGCCGCAUGCGAUUUCUGCGUUUCAGAUGCAGAGGGUGCAUCCAUGAGGCCAUUACUUCGACUUCUACCUCAAGUCGAACUGCUUGUGUUUGACGACUGUAGCCUGAACGUCCUACGCCUAUUCGACGAUCUAACUGUCCGUUCCCGGGAUACACUUGUUCUGCCUUGCUUACAGAGAUUGCACUUGAUCAAGCUGUCACCGGCUGGUGCACGCAAAUACGACGCCAUAGUGGACACGUUCGUAGCAAUGAUUGAUUCGCGCGCGCAUCUACCCUCGGUCUCGCCCAUUCAGCGCAUCGAGCUGUGGCCUCGGACUAAUAGGGUAUUCCCUCCUGACUUCGUGUCACGCGUGCGAGGCUUGCUCGUUGGCGAUGUUGAGCUGAUACUGCCAUGAGCCGCUCGGAUUCUGCCCUCUUGUUCCGCAUUGACCAUGCACUCACGAGCACAGUACGAGUAUCUCCCCAACUUCGUGAUUGUAUAUCGAUCUAUCAUAGGGAUAAACCACUAUCACUAUACAUGGCCGUUGACGUCCUAUCCUCCUGCAUCCUUAUUACCCAGUCGUAAAGUGGACAUGCGUCACCGUGGCAGUAUAGAUACCUCUCAUCAUUCGCUUGCA
Messenger RNA from Schizophyllum commune H4-8, 1875 nucleotides. RefSeq lists its product as uncharacterized. Gene Ontology annotation, molecular function: protein binding. The record is from RefSeq and is a predicted model, not a curated record. Lineage: Eukaryota; Fungi; Basidiomycota; Agaricomycetes; Agaricales; Schizophyllaceae. Bases 1 to 1653 code for a protein of 550 amino acids. The transcript has 3 exons.